ACUCGAUAUAUAAGAAUUUUUCAAAAGGAAUUUUCUUUGUUACAUUCCGACAUUUAUUAAAUAUAUAUAAGUACGGCAACCAUACGUACUGGAUUAUGACUGGAUUAUCAUUCAUACAAAUUUUCGGUAUUUAUGUUGUUAUCAUUUUUGAAAUAUUAUUUAAUUUACGUGAUGAGGCGUUUGAAUGCUGAAGACAUUUAGGCGCAAGAAAUUUUCAUAUAGGAAAGUUAAGAAAACGGAGCGACCCUAAUUAUUUUAUUUCUGGACUGACAAAAAUUCGAUAGUCAAUUUUUAUUUAUUUGGACUUUAGAUAAUGAUGAAAUCAUCUACAGUUACGACAACCAUAUUUCCAUAAAUCCCUUACUUAUCCCUUUGCUUAUGGAAAAUUACAAUUCUCAAAAUAAUCUUUAUGCACUUUACUGAGAGUAUUUUUUUUUUCUUAAGUCUAAUUGGCAGAUUGGUAUGUAGAAGACAAGGCGCAAUUUUCACUAGCUAACUGAUUAAAAUUCGAAAACGUUUCAGAAUCUGACAGUCAUUUUUGUGCUUUACAAAGAGAAUAAAAUAAUAAAAUAUACUUCCGAUAAAUAAUGCACACGUAUACUGCAAUCAACUUGAUUCGAAAUUGCUUUCAGAAUUCAUUUCAAACGAAUACUUUUUAAAAAUAUUUUGAAAAAAAUCACACACGGAAAAGAGAAAAAUAAUCGAUUUAAGCUCUGUAUAUUGAAACUGAAAUUAAAACGAAAAAAAGGCAGGAAGAGAGAAAACAGUAGAAAACGCGUCAAUAUGUCAAGCAUGGGAAUAGACGAGCCUGAAACCGAAGAAUUUCCAGAUAUGGAUGUCGUGUAUGACAAUUUGCCAUCUUGCAGUACAUCGCCUCAACAGAAACGUUUUCUUGUAAAGAAAUGGCGAGCCCAAGCUCUAUGGUCAUGGGAUGUCGCCGUGGACAAUUGCGCCAUAUGCCGCAACAAAAUAAUGGAUUUGUGCAUUGAGUGUCAAGCUAAUCCCUUAUGUUUGACUACCAAGGACGAAUGCACUGUUGCCUGGGGCGCUUGCAAUCAUGCCUUUCAUUUCCAUUGCAUUUCGCGUUGGUUGAAAACGAGGCAAGUCUGUCCACUAGACAAUAAAGAAUGGGACUUCCAAAAGUAUGGCCGUUAAAAGGAGAAAUUAAUUGUGUUAAUGCAUAUGUUUCUGCGGGUCUUUUUUAUGUACAUUUGUAUACAAAAUUUGUGGUCUUUUUACAAGAGAGAACAACAAUAAUAAAUGUAUUUAGAAAAAUUUUCCAAAUGUAUAUGAUUUUAAUAUACGUACAUAGACAUAUUUAUAUAUGUCGGUAGACUGGCAUACUGGCAAAGAUAGUUCUAUUUUAACGUCUAUUAGUUAGGGUUUGGUUGUAUUGAACUAAAUAUUUGCACCAAGAAAGUAACCGACGAGGCAUGGUCUUAAAAUUAAAUUUGUUGUUGUAGUUCGGACACCUGUAAUCGGUAAAAAUUUUCAAGAAUUCUUAUGGUUUCAACAAAAAAUAAUUGUAUUUUAAGUGCGAGCAAGACACAGCAAAGAAUAUAUCGUAGAACGAAUCAUUUCGUACCGUCCAUCCUCUUAUCAAUCAAUUGCAGAUCAAAUAUUUCCACAAACACGCAAAAAUAUCCCCAAAAGAGAUAAGAUUUUGUAUGUGUCAGCAUAAAUAGCGAAAUCGUUUAAGAAUCGUUUGCGUUGUUGCAAACAUUCACACGCUUGUUGAAGUUGUGAUUACGACUGGAGUAAACUUGAUUGGAAAUCAGAAAAAUCGAUUCUCUGAUGUGAUCAUAAUUACUAUAAAUAUGUCUAACGUCCCCCUUAUUUUCAAAAAAUGUGAGAAAUUUAGGCUCAGAGCUCUAAUGUGAAUUUGACACGUUUCCUUAACACAAUCUCCACGUCCCAAUCAAACAAAGAGAACGACCGCAAUUAGCAGAAAAUAUAA
Messenger RNA from Glossina fuscipes, 1957 nucleotides. RefSeq names its product RING-box protein 1A-like. Gene Ontology annotation, cellular component: nucleus; cullin-RING ubiquitin ligase complex. The transcript has a single exon. Gene Ontology annotation, biological process: ubiquitin-dependent protein catabolic process; protein ubiquitination. NCBI's taxonomy places the organism in Eukaryota, Metazoa, Arthropoda, Insecta, Diptera, Glossinidae. Bases 784 to 1155 code for a protein of 123 amino acids. Gene Ontology annotation, molecular function: cullin family protein binding; ubiquitin protein ligase activity; zinc ion binding. The record is from RefSeq and is a predicted model, not a curated record.